UGCAAAAUAUCCGCAUAAAAGCGUUAGAGAAAUAGAAGAGAUAAAUUUGUAUACCAAAAAUGUAGAUUUUGAGUUUGUAAAUAUAAUAUCAACACAACCAGUUUCAUAUAUCUGUACAUUGUAUAAUCUAUUUUAAUCAAAAGAGGGGCACCUUCCCACGCACACACAAAACUGGAUGUUCAAAGCCAUUACCACCAAGUUUUCACUAAGGAAGUAUUUGGCUAUCAAAAAAAGGGAACAAACUCCCUUUUGCGCAUUACUAGGUCUGCUGUGGUUAUCUACCAUAUUCUCGCUAAAGGGUAAUUCACUUUAGGCAAGUGUUCUUUUUUGAGUAUAACAACAACCAACCAUCAUGCAAAUUUCUUCGUUCUUGUUAUCUUUUCUGUAUUAAAAAAUCACAAACUCUUUCUUCUUGACAUGAAUUUAGUUUGGAAGAAGAAUUAAAAUUAAUCCUCAACAUUGUAAGCAAAAAAUAUUGUUAAGCUAGUUUCUUUGACUUUUAAUCAACAGCAAGUCAAAUGUCUGUAUAGAUGACUAGUUUUCAGGAAAAUUGUAAUUAAUACUUAGCGGAUUUGCCGUAACCAUUCAGCCAGAGUAAUAUAAACAUGAACUAUCUGCUAUAUGUAGUGUAAGUAUCUGGAAGUGCAGCAAGCUACGAUAAAUAAGGAACAAUUUUAAAACCUCUUAUGAUCUUGUCCGCUUCCUAUCAGAUCCUGUCUAAUCAUUCGCUGCCCUUUCUAGUCACUUCCCAAAAGACAGUGAUUAAAGGUCUGGUAUAGUGCUAUGUUCCUCUAAUGACUGGAUAAGAAGAAUGUGAGUGAAUAGACUACCUUCUUUUGCUCAGUUCUCUACAUACACUCCUUACUUAUCACUAUUCAUUUAAAUAGCUCAUCAAUUGUAAUAUCAGUAUUGUUCUUGUGAAUUUUGAAGGCUACAACCAGUGGUAGACCUGGGACAAUAUGUUGAUGAGACCUAUCAUCAUAAGUGUUACAAACUUCAUGUCAUGUGUUUGAUAGUUUUCAGUAAAUGGCGGUGUUUGUAUGCGAAUAUCUCGAGAACGAAAUGUGAAGGAAGCAAUGUUCACCUUAUUUUAGAAAAUAAAAUCUUGCACUGGGCUUUACCUGAUCAUCACCCACUAGAGCUUUAACUUCCUAUUUAUAGAGUGUUUAGAUAAGUUAUGUUAAUCGGAGGAUACGUGAGGAUGCGAAAGUGCGUGUUUCAGUAUAGGAUAGAACAACACUAAGCUCAUGUUUGGCAGUAAAGUUCCUGUAAGUGUCAGGCCAUGACAAGACGCUGUAAGCAUGGAGGUUUAAUAACAGAUCGCAAUCAAAUGAACACACAUUUCGAAAAUCUCACACUGAUGGAAAAUACAAGUGCUGAUUUGACCUGCGAAUUAAAAACAGAAAACAAUGAUACAUUUCGAAUUGAAGUGAAGAUUUGUGAAGCAGGUAGUUUCUACCCAGUCUGCGUGUGCCGGUGGUUCUCCAAUGGUUCAAAAUGCACAAAUGGAAGAAACAUUUCGAUGUGUGAAGCUGACAGCAUGGAAAUGCGUAUAUCGAUACGUGUAAGAAGAAACUUCAGUGAUGUCUUAUGGGAGCUCUUAGAACAGAAUUCUACUCCAGUUUUAUUGAGGCACACUAAACUGCAAGUCACCUAUCCUCCAGAAAUCAUUCAGCUCACCGUAAACGGACAAGAGGUUAACGGGAAAUUCAUCACUAAAGAGAAUCAAAAGUUCACUAUUACUUGUUCCUACACAAACGGAAAUCCUCCAGUCUACAUUCGCAUGUUUAAUAACACAGGACACGUGUUUCGUUCAACAAAUAAUAGAGAAGGCACUCUUGUGACCUUUCUAUCUGUUUACUGUCGCGACAUGUGGCCGACUGUUAGCUGUGAGGCACCAGGUUCGAAACUGAACAAAUCUGUCACCAUUCUUGUCAAAUGUUUACCUCAGCUUUUCUACAUGUCGAGUCAAUCUGUAGACCUGAAAGGUGCUGCUACAGGUUUGACACUUGGCCUGAAAUCUUAUACAAGUGAUAUCAAGAGUUGUCUGAUGACGAGCCUGCAUGAUCAGUCCAUCGCCAGAGAAGUGAUUUGUGAACUCAGUGGAAGUGCACCGGAAUUCAACUUGACCCUUCGUGUGGCUAAAGAAUCAUGGUUAGAAGAAGGGAUUUGGAUGCUCCAUGUCAUGACGGAGCUAGGAUUUUCAAACAUCACUGUAAACAUCACCAACACCACGGUUCAGCCAGAAACUACUGGCAGUUCACAAGAUAAUCACCAUACUUUAAUCCUGUUUGGAUGCGCGCUGAGUGCCACGUCCUUCAUCGCUGUUAUCGUCAUUUACUUUGUCCUCAAACUGGUCAAGAGGCGCAGCAUCGAUUAA
Pomacea canaliculata is the source of this 2380-nucleotide messenger RNA. RefSeq lists its product as uncharacterized. The transcript has 6 exons. The record is from RefSeq and is a predicted model, not a curated record. Bases 1283 to 2380 code for a protein of 365 amino acids. NCBI's taxonomy places the organism in Eukaryota, Metazoa, Mollusca, Gastropoda, Architaenioglossa, Ampullariidae.